Molecule: messenger RNA, 1680 nt
Organism: Closterium sp. Naga37s-1
Lineage: Eukaryota; Viridiplantae; Streptophyta; Zygnematophyceae; Desmidiales; Closteriaceae
Source: the annotation of a GenBank genome assembly
AUGGGAGGGGGAGGAUUCUGGGAGAUUGGGAGGGGAUGGGAGAGAAUGGGAGGGGAUGGGGGAGAUGAUGAAACGGAGAGGAGGGGCAGGGCGAAGGGCAGGGCAGAGGUGCGCGGGGAGCAGCGGAGAGGGCGAGCGCGGGUGCUGUGGGUGGAGGGCAUCACUGCGCAGCAUUGCACAGCAUACUUCUCUCCCCCUACCCACCACUGCGCAGCAUACUUCUCUCCCCCCACCACUGCGCAGCAUACUUCACUCCCCCCACCACUGCGCAGCAUACUUCACUCCGCUGCACUGCCCUUCCUGAUGGACAUCCCCUCCCUCUCCCCUCCCUCCGCUGCACUUGUCUCCCCUGGACUUCACUCCAUUGCGCAGCUUACAUCCCCUCGCAGUUAUUUCCGCUGCACUUCACUCCGCUGCACUUCCCUCCGCUGCACUCCACUCCGCUGCUCUCUGCUGGACAUCCCAUCCCUCUCCCCUCGUCUCUCCCGCCCCUUGCUUCCGCUCCACAUCCAACGCCCUUCUCCUGCUCCUUCCGUCCCCCCGCAACCCCCUGCUCCUUGCAACGGCGACGGUGAGACGUACUUCAGCAGCGUGCUUCUAAAGAGCGUGAGGCCGCUUCUGGAGAAUCUGGCGAAACACCUCCCUGACGGCCAGCACAAGCCCUCCAGGGUGCAUGUACCCGACGCACCUGAUGUGAAGCGGCCUGGGAUCGGCCGCUUCGGAGGAAAGCCUGCUGCUGCCGUUCUUGCACCUGCGGUCGUCACUGCUGCUGCUGCUGCAGUCACACCGUCUGCCGUGGCAGCGCCUGUGGCUCCAGUGGCUUCAACCACACCACAGGUGCCUGAAGCGAGUGUGACCACAGAAGCAAUAUCGGAGGAGGCGAGUGCAGGUACUGCUGAUCAGCGUGAGCAGAAAGCCAGAUGGGACAAGCUGCGUCAGGAUGUUCUUGCAAUGGAUGUUGAAAUGACAAAGUUGAGAGCACGUGCUGCUUACCUGAGAUGGGCCAAGCUGGACCAGGCAACGUGGGCCAGGGACAUUGAAGCCGCCAUUGAAGCCUGCCUUCCUGCUUGGAUCGCGCCUGCUAAAACAGUUCCUCCUGUAUCUGCAACUGCAGCGACUGUAGCAGAGUCCGCAGCACCAGUUGCUCCCUCGCGUGCAGCUGCAACAACUGUGAAAUUACCUGCUGCGACAUCACCAGUGAGAGGAUCUUCAGCAGCAGCAAAGCAGUCAAGACCUGCCGUUGCAGCAAGGUGCAAGGUGGGGGGUGAAACCGUGAAGGGCAAGAAUGGGUGCAGUGGCAAGGCGGUGAGCACUGGUGUGAAGGGUGGCAAUAUCAGCAGCAAUGCUGCAGUCUCUGGCCCACGUGCAGCAGCAGCUUUUGUUGCGGGAUCACGUGGUGGUGCAUCAUCAGUGAGAGCAGGUGGCAAGGCCAGCAGCAGGCAGGCGAGUGGGGUGAAGAGGCGAGAGGGGGUUGGGUGUGGGGAGGGAGCAGCAGGGAGGGCAGCAGGUGGAAGGCAGGGUGGUGUGAAGGCAGCAGGUGGCAGAGCAGUGGCAAGUGGCGUGUGUGGCAGGGAGGGGGUGAAGCAGCAGGCGGGGAGGAGAGAGGGUUUGGUGCAUGAGAGGCAGGCGAAGCCAGGCUGCAGCAGCAGCAGCAGCAGGACGCACAGAAGGAGCUCCUGA